Messenger RNA from Catharus ustulatus (Swainson's thrush), 1664 nucleotides. It is a transcript of the gene SERHL2, whose product is annotated as serine hydrolase like 2. The transcript is spliced from 13 exons. The coding region runs from base 143 to 1054 and encodes 303 amino acids. The record is from RefSeq and is a predicted model, not a curated record. Lineage: Eukaryota; Metazoa; Chordata; Aves; Passeriformes; Turdidae.
GUGCGGCCGGCCCUGCCCUGCCCGGCCCCGCCGCCUCUGCUCAGCCGGCCCGGCCGCACGGAGCGAGCUCUAGACCAUUAACAAGACCCCUGGGACCUACUCCAAGUACGUGACUCUCCAAGGACAUCACCCUGUUUUGGUCAUGUUCUCAGAGUUAAAGUUCCCUGUGCCCUGGGGACAUGUGGCAGCCAAGGCCUGGGGACCCUCGGAGGGACACCCUGUGCUGUGUUUGCAUGGCUGGUUGGACAAUGCCAACACCUUUGACAAGCUCAUUCCGCUGCUCCCCAGAGGUUGUUAUUAUGUUGCAAUGGAUUUUUCUGGCCAUGGUUUGUCGUCCCACCGACCUGCAGGCUGCACCUACCAUUUCCUAGAUUAUGUGACUGAUGUGCGCCGUGUGGCAGCAGCCUUGCAGUGGAGACGGUUCACCCUGAUGGGUCACAGUAUGGGUGGGGCUGUGGCAGGAAUGUUCUGUUUCCUUUACCCUGAGAUGGUGGACAAGCUGAUCCUGCUGGAAAGUCUUGGCUUUCUUCUAGCUCCAGAGGACACUGAGGCAUGGCUGAAAUCAAAACGGAGGGUGAUUGACAGACUACUGAGUCUGGAGGCAAAGGAGCAAACUCCCAAAGCACGGAGCCCCGAAGCAGCAUUGCAGAGGCUUUUAGAAGCAAACAGCCAUCUGACAGCAGAGGGUGGGGCAAUCCUGCUGCAGCGAGGAGCAACUGAGACACCCGCUGGGCUGGUGUAUAACAGAGACAUGAGAGCCCGUACGCAGAGUCGAGAGUACUUCACAGCGGAGCAGUGUGUGAAGCUCCUGCAGAAGAUCCAGGACCGUGUUCUCAUAAUUAUAUCACAAGAUGGACUCUUGGUACCGCACAACCUACCCAGCAGAAAUCACUUUGUGAAAGCCCUGCAGGAGGCAUUUGAGUCCACCCUCAAAGAGCACAUCCAACUAGCAGAAGUGCCUGGGAGUCAUUUUGUGCACCUGAACGAGCCUGAGGUAGUAUCUGGGAUCAUCAGCAACUUCCUGACAGCACAGAACACCAGGGCCAGACUCUAGGAAGCCCUCACAGCUGCAGCAGUCCAGGAAAACUGGGAGCUCACUGCAGGGUGGAAGCAGGUCUGCCAGGGGUUCUCUGAAGGAGAGCUGAGCAAAGUAUGUCAUUUGCCAAAGAGAGAAGGAAUCCUUGCUCUACUUCCAGCUCUGUGAGUACAGGGAUAGAGGCCCAGAGUCGCCUUCCCCUUGGCUUACUCCAAACUUGCACCCUGAAACGGAGCAGAACACAGGCAGAGGCAUCCUCUGUGACAGCAGCAGCACCACCAGCUUUGACACUGCAAGAGAGGUGGCUAAUCUUGCCUGCUCCCUGAGGAUGGCAUGGACACGCUGCUCCCAGGAUUUAACCUGCUGAAAAACAAGGAAAGUGUUCUGCUUACUUCCAUAGACACCUGAGCUCAGAGGGCCUCAGUGUCUCUAUUCCACUGUGAGAGCAACUGUUUUUUUUUAAAGAAUCAGCUUAAAUAAGAGCUCACCUGUGCAGAGAAGGCCAUUUUAAUAAACGCUAGAGAAUGUCCCUAAUCCUCUAGCUGGAGCAGCUGGGAGAACUACAAAUUAUGGAAAAGUUGGCAGAGAUGAUUUCUGUCCUAAAUAAAGAUUAAUGUUCUAAUGUUAA